UCGGAGCGUCGGUGCGGAACAAUAGCUCGGGAAUACAAGGCGCCGGGUAAUUUCUAAAUAUAUCGCUGCAAAGAAUUCGGCACUUCGUCAACGUGCAUCGCACGUGCACCAUUUUCCUAUUGGCCUUUCGACACGGUGUGCAAUUCAUCGACGACCUUGGGGUAGAUCCCUGCAUUUCGGGACCGGCGAAUGGAAAAGGACUGGAGGAUCAGUAAGGAAGGAAGGAAGGAAAGAAAAGGGCGGGAAAGGCAGGAAAUCGGUUCUCGUUUGGGGAUAUCGGUGGUGAUCCCUUUUUAGAAAAAGGAAGCAUUCCUGCGCGCUGACGUUUCGCGGGGCCACGAUACGUGCGAUCCAGCAGGAACCGCCGCCAGAAAAUCAAUCCGAAACGUCAUGCCGUUGUGUGUAUCAACAUUGGAAAAUCAAUGGUAACCCGUGACGUAGGAGUCCCGCCUCAGAACGAGCCAAUAGGCUUGCGCGCUCGUCCCCACCGGGGCUAACAUUUACACCUACCCACACGACCGUCGGCGUGCUCAUUCCGUAGCAGACUGCUGCACCGACCGGACGCACGCGACCGCGCGACAGAUCAAAAACAAUCGUUGAAAAGGCAGCACGCCGAGGCUACCCGUAAAACGAGAGAGCUAUAUCCGUGAAAGCGCACGAGGUGUAUGCAGUUUUCCAGUCGACACAGCGAUACAACGUGGACUGCAGCGUACCGACGAUCAGCACUGGCCACACGUCAUCUCCACGCAUCGUCCGAUUUCAUCGAACACGAAAAACCGAUCGCCGUCGCACCGACACGUAAUCGACCCAGGCGUCAACUAGAUCCUCGAUCUUUUCCUCCAGCAAAAACAGUUUGCGUGCGUUUGUCGAAAUAAAUAACAAUUGUAAAAGAUAAUUUAUUUGUGAUUUUCAAUUAAUAAAAACAGAAAAGAGAAAGAAAAAAAAAAAAAUUAGCGCGAAAAUAGCGCGCAAAGUGCCGGACGAAAUCGACAGUUGGAAGGGUAAAACGUGUUCGUCGCCGCACCGAGGGACCGUCCAGUUUGAACUUUCCAGAAAGACGGAGCGAGAAAGACGAGGACGAGGCACGAGUGUGUACAGUGCGAGGAAAGGAAGGCUUCUUCGCGUGGAAUAAAGAGGAAUAGUGUGCGCGCUUGCUAGUGCCGGUUGCUGUCGAGAUGGCGUUUAUGAUGCCUGUUGUGAAAAACGAGUGGGACAUUUACAAGACCAACCGUAGUCGACGAUCCUCCGAGUGCUCGAAUCCUCAGGCUUGUCGUAGUAGGAAGGUGUCGGAAUGCUCGAAAUCCGAGGGCCCUUCGUUGUCCACGUCGCCAGGCUCGGACUUCUUGACGUCCCCGGCUCACCGUUCGGUGCCCCUCACCUCGCGCCACUUCUCGAGGACUUCCUCGAGGGCGUCUCAAAGUUCGCUGCAGAGCCCUAGCAAGAGCACCGGCUCGUCACCGCCGAAAACCGGCAGCUCGAGCUCCUUGAACAAGUUCCACAACCGACUGGUCGACAAGUUGAAGAAGUCGUUGAAGAAGGCUGAGGACAACGCAGAAGACCAGAGAAACUUGUCGUGAAACAGCCAGGGGGUUUCGGGCCGGCCACCGAUUCCCGGCUCGAAACCGAUCGAGAUCCGACGCACCUCCGCACCCGUUGCCGCCCCCACCAAGAACAGCAACGUGGUCGCACGAUCCUGCCCGGAUCCGUCGCCCUCGGCAUGGUAAACCUAAACAAUAGCAGCAACAACAACAGCGGCACCAGGAACAGGGACAGGAGCAGAAGUGCUAAACGAGAAACGAAGCGAACGGAACAAGGGAAAGUCUCGUGUUCGGUUCGCCACGACGACGACGAUGACAUCGAUGAAGAGCGAAACGAUCGUGAAAAUCGAAGGAAAAGUCAACUACCGAAAUCGUCUAAAGUCACGAUCGUUCGAAAAGAUCCUUGGAACGUGCAGUCGUCGUUGAGGAAAUAUCGAAGAUCAAAGAUCACCAGCGAGCGGAAGAUUUUGAGAGAAGAUUUUUCCAAGGUCAGCGGAAUCGUUUCGAUCGCUUCGAAAGAAGAUCUCGCAAGAGUUGGAGACAUAGAGGCCGACGUUGCUUCCAACAGCCGAACACAAUCUGGUACCCAGUAGGUUGCUACGCUCUCUUCUACGUUUCUCCUCCGACCAAGCAGAAACCUCGCGAAGUUAAACUAAACGAAAAAAAAAAAAGAAAAUCAAUUCAAGUCCUUUUUCCCCCUCUAAUUUCUCCUGAUUGGAUCGUUAUUCACGAAGAUGCCCGUUAACUUCGAUCGUACAGAAGAAUUCGCAACAGAUCGUUUUCGUGUUUCAUUUUCAGACGAGCAAAAUGGGGAAGCAAACGGAGAAAAGCUAAAGAUACAGAAUCGAUCGACAGCCGCGGCUUUCCUUUCCAAAAAUCCUAAUAACAAUCGGAACGAUCGCGGGAAUCGCGAUUUCUUUCUGAUAACUGUGAGAAUCUGUUUAGGGUGAUGCAGGGAAAGAAAAAUAAUUAAGGAGACGCGAAAGUGAGAGAGAGAAAGGAGAGAGCAACAAGGGAAGAACGAGUCGCUACUCGAUGCAGAAGGAGGCUCUUUUUAACGAGCAACGAUCGCGAUGCAAGCCGGAAGACGAGGGAGCACGAGAGAAGACAACCGACGAAGAGGUGGCAUCUAAACCAAGGGAAAGAGAGGUACAUAAUCGCGACGGGAAUUUCGUCGUUCUCGAUAAUGGCGUGUACGCGUUCAAGUGUACAUUCGCAGGCGUGUAAGUCGCGCAAGGUUCGCGGCCAAAUCGGGAUCGUUACAAGAUCUCAAUGUCCGCACCUGAAAAAAAGCUUAGUUCCUUCGUUCGUACGUUAUCGCGCGUAUAGAAUCUUAAAAAAAAAAACGACUCGAUUUAAGCGUCACACGCGACAUUAUUUUUCGUUUCAUUAAAAUAAUCGAUCGUGCCGCGAGCGGAUCCAGCAUUGAAUCAUACCGAUCUUUCGAAUUUUUCUCGCGGUUCACUUUCGUUCGAAUUCUCCACGUCGAGCUUUUCACUCGUUACGCAAACGAUAACCAUGGUGAAUGUGUGUUUUUGAAACAUUAGGACCGGCUGAGAGAAAGAAAAAACAGGCGUCGACUAAACGAGGCGUAACUCGGCUCCAAUUCAAGGGAGCUGUUCCCGUAAGAGCUUCUCGCACACGGACAACCGGAAACGCUCGUUUUCGUCGUUAACGUUCGGAUCGUUUGCUGCCUUCAAAAGGGAAUACGCGUGCGUGCGCGCGAAAAAGAAAAGAAAAUAAAGUAAAAUAAAUCUGCAAGCAGAUAGAGAAACAGGGGUCACAAUAUAUUACAUAUACAUAUAUUAUAUUAUACACAUAUAGGUGAGAGCUGAUGAAAGGAACGGCGCCUAAGGAGAGACUUAUUUUAAUCGCGCAUCGUUCGAGCGAGAGAUAUUAGCUGUACUUACACACGUACAUAUUUAUUUUCAAACUUUUGUUACGUCGUCUCGCGAUUCUUCCACGCGAUUGGAAGACCUACGCGAGUAGCAAUUACCGUGUCGAGACGAUACUCGUGUACUCUUAUUAUUGGAAAACUUUCGAUGUAUCUCCAAUCGGUUCGAUUCGAUUCGAUUUGUUUUCGUUCGCUCGAUUCGGUUUCCAAUUGGUUCGCAGUUGAUGAUAUAAGGCGAAACACGUUCACGGUAUCGUUUCGAUGCGAUCGUAUUCGCACACGACACUCUAGGCUAGAGGUGACGAUAUUAAACCGCGAAAGAGAUAUUUUCUUAAAAAACGAUCCUCGCAGUGUGUGUAUCGAGAUGUGUGUGUAUCGUAUACCGCUUUUUUCCUCUGUCCCGCGCCCGAGGUACUCGAUUUUGCUGUUUUGAUUAGUCGUUACGAAGCGUUUGUUAAAUUCUUGCAUAGUAUAAACGCAUUACUUCCGUCGGAAAUUAAGCGAUCUGUUAUCCGUUGUACGUCGAACAAUUUUUCUAACCGAAGUGAUCAAAAUCCCGGGAAAUCGAAGAUGAAGAAGGAGAAAAGUGUCCUCGAAAUUCGGACGCAGAACGACGUCUUUCGAAGGCAUCGAAUGAAAAAUCACAGAGAUACCUUACGUGUAAUUUCAAGAAAAAAAAAAA
This is a messenger RNA of Osmia lignaria (orchard mason bee), 4114 nucleotides long. RefSeq lists its product as uncharacterized. Lineage: Eukaryota; Metazoa; Arthropoda; Insecta; Hymenoptera; Megachilidae. The record is from RefSeq and is a predicted model, not a curated record.